This is a messenger RNA of Anoplopoma fimbria (sablefish), 8465 nucleotides long. It is a transcript of the gene tnrc6c2, whose product is annotated as trinucleotide repeat containing adaptor 6C2. NCBI's taxonomy places the organism in Eukaryota, Metazoa, Chordata, Actinopteri, Perciformes, Anoplopomatidae. Bases 262 to 5922 code for a protein of 1886 amino acids. Gene Ontology annotation, cellular component: P-body; nucleoplasm. The record is from RefSeq and is a predicted model, not a curated record. Gene Ontology annotation, biological process: positive regulation of nuclear-transcribed mRNA poly(A) tail shortening; miRNA-mediated post-transcriptional gene silencing. The transcript is spliced from 23 exons. Gene Ontology annotation, molecular function: RNA binding; protein binding.
CCUGCUGUGUGUAGUCGUUGUUUACCAAGAAGCUUCAGCAGCAGUCAAGUCUUGACUAUAAGUGCGAUCUGAAUCUCUGCUCCAUCUCUUUACGGGUAACUUUUGAAGAAAAAGAAAGUAAAAACUAUAAAAAACAACCUUGGAGAAUGCUUUUCUGCACAUUUCUUUUUCUGCCAUGAACCGACUCUACACUGAAAGCUGCCAAAACUGUGGUUAACGCAAGCUGAGAGAAGCUAGCGACAGAAGAAAGAGAACCAUUUGAUGGAAGAAAGGAAAAAGAAAAAACAAGAAGAAAAGACCAAGACCGACGUCGCUCAGAGAAAGGCUGCCGAUCAGAAACCCAAAGUGCCAGAGCCUGCUCCCACUAAGCCCAGUCCCGGCCCGUCCCACCACCUCCGCCCCGCCAGCCCUACGCUGCCCCUCUCCUCCUCCUCCUCUUCUUCUUCUGGCAAUGGCAAGCGCGCCUCCUCCAGUAGCCAACUCCCGAACCAGACUCCCCCUCAGCAGCAGUGCCAGUUGUCCUCUGCCAGUGCUCGCUACCCGCCCAGAGAGGUGCCCCCGCGCUUCCGCCAGCAGGAGCACAAGCAGCUACUGAAGAGAGGCCAGCCACUGCCCGCAGGAGCCCUCAGCGCUCUCACCCUCUCCUCUUCCUCCUCCUCCUCUGCGCACUCAUCAUCUUACUCUUCUUCGACUACCAGCAGCACUUCCCCAAACUCUGCCACGUCCACUGCGAGCAAACGCCACCCAGACAUAUCCCUCCAGAGUGGCUCUGUUGCCCAGUAUGAGACCUCUCAUUGGGGAGCCUCUUUGCCAGUUGACAGCUCAUUCAGUGCCAACAGCUGGGACAAAGUGAUUAUUGACCGAAGUGACACACAAGCUUGGCCCUCCAUCAGCAGCGGUAGUGAGCCCGGCCACCCUGCAGCACCAGAAUGCUCCUUGGGCUCAGCUAGCUCUAACACAGACACAAGUGCUGUCACUACCACCAGUAGUAAUAGUUUUCUGAGUAUGGCCACAGGUGCCGCAGGCCAGCAGGCCCACUACUCCUCUCUUAAGGCUAACAAUAACAUGAUGACAGGACCUGGUUCAGCCAACACAUGCGGUAAUAGAGGCUGGGGCUCAGAUGGGAAACAAGAUGGUAUGAAUGGUGGUCGAGUAGGGCCGCCCAAUAACUGGGGCUCUACCAAUUUUAACUUGAACCUCAAUCCCAAUGACAACCCUUCAGCUUGGCCUGUUCUGGGCCAUGAGGGUGGUGGAGGUUGUGGUAUUGGCCCCAAUGCAGUGUCAAAUUCCCCAUCCCUCCCACCAGGUAUUAAUGGCAAUGGAAACAUGGGAAAUGGGAGCCUGGGAGGUUCGGAUAAUGGCGGGGGAGGUUGGGGUGGCAUGAUGAGUGCUAACGGAAAUGAUCAACAGCACCCUUCAACUAACACAAGCUUAUCCUUCAAAAUGGAAUCUUCUAACCUUAACACUGAUGGACCAAACCACACUAAGCAGCAAGCUCAGGAGCCUAUGAGCCCUAUCCAUGGAGUAACUGGAUGGGGAGGCCAGUCACCCACUGAAUCAUCCCAGCUCAAUGGGGACACAACAGGCAGCUCUGUAUGGGGUAGUGGAGAAACCAAGGCAGCUGACUCCCCCAAGGACUCAGGCUGGGACUCAACUCCCUCUGGAGGCCCUUCUGCUUGGGGCCGCCAAGGCAGUGGUGGUGGGAGUAGUGGAAGUGGUGGUUGGGGUGACUGGGGAAAAUCCUCUGGCGGUGGAGAUACAACUAAAGGCUGGGACUCGGUAGAUGCUGGUAGCUCUGGUUCAGGCCAAGAGCAGCAACAAACCUCAUGGGGCCAGAAGCCCAGAGCAGCCCCAGCAAGUGAAGGUAGUGGGGACAGCAGCGAAAGUCAAUCCGACCACAGAGACAGGACCUCCGGCACGGAUUGUACCCCUCUGCUACCCCGGCAGGACCUGGACCCUAGGGUACUGAGUAACACGGGUUGGGGACAGACCCCGAUCCGACAGCACACUGUAUGGGAGAUGGAAGAAGCCAAAUUGGAUGAACGGAAGAGCAAAAGCAGCUCAGAUUCCACAGGAGGCUCCAGCUCUAAUGUUGGACCCUCAUCCAUCAAUGGAGGUACCAUCAACCCGAAAAUUGGCCCCAGUCAGAGGCCUGGGUCUGGAGAAAAAAGUGACAGUGAAGGAUCAUCAUCCUCCGGCUGGAGAGCCCCUCCACCUCAGCCUAUCCAGACUGGAUCAGGAUGGGGGGAACCCCCACAGUCACUCAGCAAAGCGCCGAAUGGCACUACCAGUGGCUGGGGUGACCAUUGUCCCCCCAAUGGUCCCAGAAACGGAGGCACACCAUCCUGGGGUUCUGAGGAAAAGUCAUCCAGUUGGGACGAUGGCAUGACAAAAAGUCAGCCAACUAACUGGGGAGAAGGCCCCAAAAGCUCCCAUGGAUGGGGCAACAGUAACGGUGGCUCCAACGGCUCCAACACAGGGGAGUGGGGAGAGGCUGAGGCCAAGAAGAAUGGAUCAUCCAGCAGCAUGUGGGAAGGAGAAGGAGGUAAUGGAGGAAGUGGUGGAUGGAAGGAGAGCCCCAGGGCAGGAAAUAGAGGAGGAGGCUGGAGUAAGCCUGCCCCUCCUGUGAGUAAUAGCAACUGGGGGGAGAUCCCACGUGCCAAUGGCCCAGUGCAGGGGAACUGGGGCUCUUCCAAGCCCCAAGAAAGCAGCAGCAGCAGCAGCACUGGCAGCGGAGGAGGUGGCAGCAUGGGUUCAUGGGGUGGUCCUGGUACUGUGAAGCAGAACACAUCAAGCUGGGGAAAUGGCAGCAAACAGGACCAAGGCAUGGAUCCCACUGGCUGGGAAGAGCCCUCCCCUCCCUCUCUCCGCAGGAAGAUGGAAAUUGACGAUGGAACGUCCACCUGGGGCGAUCCUGGCACCUACAACAAGACUGUCAACUUGUGGGAUCGCAACCAUCCCAAUAAUAACCCAGGCAACAGCGGCCCACCGCCCAGUAAGAAUGGUGGUGUGACUAUCCCCAACAGUAACAACAACAAUCACUCUGUCGGCCCUGGCAACAACAAUCACCAUCACACUCACCACAUGCACCACCAUCCACAUCAUGGCCAGCCCCCAACUCACCUGCAACACCAUGGAAGCAACAAUGGGUCAUCCAACAAUGGCCCAUCCAACAAUGGCCCCCCACAUCCAGGUGCGGGUCCCCAGGGUAGACCCCCCCUUGCUAACCCAGGUUGGGGAGAACUUCCCACUGCUCAACCCAAGUCAGAGCCUCCUUGGGGAGAGCCAGCCGCUCCAACAUCAUCUGUGGACAACGGUACCUCUGCAUGGGGCAAGCCCACAGGGGGAGAGGGAGGAUGGGGAGACGGUGGCCACGAGUCCUCUGGACCUUAUGGCAGGGCCAACGGACCAACAGGUUCUUCAGCCUGCAAGCCAGGUCCCAAACCUAUGCAAGAUGGCUGGGGAAAUGGAGGAGAGGAGAUGGGCAUGUCUUCUGGCCAAUGGGAUGCUGAGGAUGGGGAGAUGUGGAACAGCCCCACCUCCCAGGAGAGCAGCUCUUCUUGCAACUCCUGGGGCAAUGGACCCAAGAAGGGCCCGAGCAAGAGCAAAAUGAACAAGCCAGAUGAGGCUUGGAUCAUGAACCGUCUCAUCAAACAGCUCACUGACAUGGGCUUUCCGAGAGACCCUGCAGAGGAGGCUUUGAAGAGCAACAACAUGAACCUUGACCAGGCCAUGAGCGCCCUGUUGGAGAAGAAGACUGACCUGGACAAGCGGGGUAUGGGCAUGUCUGAUUACAGCAACGGCAUGAACAAGCCCAUGGUGUGUCGGCCCUCUGCACUCUCCAAAGACCCCUCCGACCGCAACUCCUAUCUUGACAAGGAUGGUGUUUUGUCAGAUGAUGCCCCCCCAUCACCGUAUCUGCCUUCCCCGAGCCUGAAGCUCCCCCUGGCCAACAGUAGCCUUCCUGGGCAGGGUCUGGGACAGGGCAACCCGGGGCUGGCCAUGCAAAACUUGAACAACAGACAGAUACACAGUGGAAUGUUUGGCAGUAGUGGAGCAGCACAAACCCGGGCCAUGCAGCAGCAGCCUCCACAGCCACCAGUGCCACCUCUCAGCUCAUCCCAGCCUAGUCUACGUGCUCAAGUGCCUCAGUUUCUCUCCCCUCAGGUCCAAGCACAGCUCUUGCAGUUUGCAGCAAAAAACAUUGGUCUGAACCCUGCACUUUUAACCUCACCAAUAAACCCUCAACAAAUGACCCUCUUGUACCAACUUCAGCAACUGCAAAUGGCGUACCAGCGUUUACAAAUCCAGCAGCAGAUGAUGCAGGCGCAACGCAAUGUUUCCGGCCCCAUUAGACAACAAGAGCAGCAAGUUGCACGUACAAUCACCAACAUGCAGCAGCAGAUCCAGCAGCACCAGCGUCAGCUGUACCAAGCGCUGCUGAUGAAGCAGCAGCAACUUCCCUCUCACUCCUCUUCCUCCUCCUCCGCUGGUCUGCAUCCCCCCGGUGGCCCCGCCGGAGGCCAUGGUUCCGGCAAAUCAACCCUGGACCCCUACACAGGCCCACACCAGGCUCCGGGCCUAGCCGACACACUGCACACCAAAGAGCCGCCGUCUUCGCCCAACGCCUACAGCACCUACUCUCUCUCUGGACUGAAUCCAAACAUGAAUGUAAACUGCAUGGAGGUUGGGGGACUGUCCCUGAAGGAGCACCCCCAGCCCCAAUCCCGCCUGUCCCAGUGGACACACUCUAACUCCAUGGACUCCUCAAACAUGGAGAACAACCUCAAUAAGCACGGUGCCAUAUCUGCUGCCUCUAGCCUGGGCCCCCCCGGAAAGCCCCCCCAUCUGGAGGACUCAUACAACCAUUACAAUCUAAUGUCCAGCUCUGAGUCCCCCAGCAGCCCCAUGGUGCCCCAAGACAGCUGGGGCCAGGGCAAGAGCUCCAAUGAAAAGAUCUCCAAUGGGACCAACAUUAACUGGCCCCCAGAAUUCUGCCCUGGUGUGCCAUGGAAGGGCCUUCAGAACAUCGACCCCGAGAAUGACCCCAACAUGACCCCUGGCAGUGUCCCCAGCGGUCCCACCAUCAACACCAACAUCCACGACGUCAAUCGAUACCUGCUGCGGGACAGAAAUGGAGGCAAGCUUUCUGACAUGAAGUCCACCUGGUCCCAAGGGCCAAUCUCCCAGGGCCAAGCCUCUUUGUCUCAUGAGCUGUGGAAAGUCCCUCAGGGGCCGCGCAGCAACGCAGCACCUUCCCGGCCCCCACCAGGCCUCACCCACAACAAACCCUCCUCUACUUGGGGUGGCAACUCGCUGGGCCUGGGCCAAGGCUGGAGCGGCUCCUACGCCCCUGAGGGAACCACCUGGAGUACUGACACCUCCAACAGGACCAGCAGCUGGCUGGUGCUGAGGAAUCUCACCCCACAAAUCGAUGGUUCAACUCUGCGGACCCUGUGCAUGCAGCAUGGCCCCCUGAUCACAUUCCACCUCAACCUGACGCAGGGGAACGCCGUGGUGCGCUACAGCUCCAAGGACGAGGCCGCUAAGGCCCAGAAGUCUCUGCACAUGUGUGUGCUUGGAAACACCACCAUCCUGGCGGAGUUUGCCGGCGAGGAGGAGGUGAACCGCUUCUUUGCACAAGGCCAGUCGCUGGGGGCUAACACCACUAGCUGGCAGGCCAACCCGGGAAGCAAUCAAAACCGGAUGGGCGGGGCAGCACAGUCCCACUCUAUCGGCCAGUGGAGCAGCGGCGGUGGCGGCGGAGGCAAGCCCAGCGGAGGCGACCUGCUGUGGGGCGGUGUGCCCCAGUACUCUAGCCUGUGGGGACCGCCGAGUGGAGAGGACGCCCGUGUGAUUGGGAGCCCCACCCCCAUUAACACCCUGCUGCCUGGAGAUCUGCUGAGUGGAGAGUCCAUGUAGGAUGAUGCCACAAUACACUAACCAACCAACCACCACCACCAUGUCACGUAAGCCAUUGGUGGAGGGUGGGUGGGGAAAGAAAAUACAAAAAACAAAACAAAAAAAAUGAUUCAAUAUGAACAGGAGCAAAACCCAAGCAAAUCAUGUGGCGAUAAUCAGUAUCAAUUUGAACUGUUUUGAACUGUGAAUUGUGAAUCAGAGGGCUGGAGUCCCAACCACACAGACUGCAGACUCCAGUCCAUCUGUUUUGCUUUUGUCCGUUUUUUGUUUGGUUUACCUUACCUUUUUUGGUAUUUUUGAAAUGCAUCAUAGAAAACAAACUGAAAUGAGACACAAUACAAAGAAACCUUUGAAGUGUUUUUUAGUUUUUCCAUAAGUAUACAUGACAUUCUGUGUGAAAUUGUUUUGAAGACUGUUUUUAGGAGAAGCAAUCAAAGCUGCCAUCUGAGACUUUCCUUAUCCCUCCAAAAAAAAAAAAAAAAAAAAUCAUCCCAAAAUAAGACUUAAAACGACCAUUCCCAGCAUGUCCAUGGCCAAUGAUGUGGUUCAAAGACCUUUACUAGUUAUGUUAAUGUUUGUUUCUCAGCACUAAUAUUAGCCUUAAGUGCUCUCUGGCCCAGGUCCUUCCCAAGCAGCCUUUUUGUUGUUUUUUUUGUAACUGAAGAAAUAGCUGAAAUCUUGCACAGUUUCACCUCUGAACCAGCAAGUGGUACAGGACAUGACUGGUGACCAACUCUGUCACUGGGCAGUAAGAAGUCCUGGCCACAUGACUGGCCCUACCAAUCAUCAGCUUAAUUAUUUAGGUUUUCUCAAAGGGAUUGACACAGCUGUUAAAUGUUCUUUUUUUUGUAGGUCUAGACCCAAGCGCGUUUUUUGAUAUCUACAAUAUAUAAGCUGAGAGAAGAUUAUUUGUCGACCUCGCUGCGUGUCUCUGGUUCCAUACAUGCCUAUGUAGGUCCAGUGGCACCUAAUCACCGCAAGCCCAGAUCCUUCUGGUCACCUUCAACCCAGUCGAUUACUGGUGCUUUGUUGAAUUUUCUAUUGUCCGAUUUGUUAUGAAGCCCAGCGGUCCGUAUGGUCAGCCAGUUUCUCGGAGGAAAAAAAGAACACAAUUUCACCUUCAUGUGACAGUUACAUUGUGCAAUAUACACCAUAGACCUUUCUUCCGUCCACACUCUAUGUCCACCGGAGCUGGUUUCUCUUUUGUUUCGUUUUCUUGAUUGUUGCUGAUUGCGGCAAAAGACAUUGGAACUUAACAAAUGUUACCCCUUUUCAAAACUUGGAUUCCCUCCAGGCCGCCAAUCCCCCUGACACUGUUGGAAAAACUCUGCAAAGAGGAAGAAGCAGCUGUUGAACUGUGUAUGCAGUGAACUGUACUAAAGAGUGACACAAUAAUGCACACUUCCUCUCUGCAUGCCACAGCCCAACCCAACAGAGACUGAAUUCACAGUGGGAUUGGAUGGUCCUGGGUAUCUGGCACAAUACCAAAUAAGAGGGGUUUCUCCUAAUGCAGUAGACCUUCGAGUGUUCCUUGCGUUUGGUACUGUACAAACAGAAGAGACUAAGACUUUUAUAAAUUCAAAGGGUUUUAUCAUAGCACUUAUGAAGAGCAAAUGGCUUCAACUGCAAUCCAAUAAAUCAAAAAAAGGAGCAGCAUCAACAUAGAAAACAACAACAAACAAAAAAAUGCUCUUUUAUGUACUAUAUCUAUUCCUUGGAAAUGUGUCUGGUGUUGUUCCUCUGGUAGCAGGAUGAAGGGAAACAAAACUGAAAUGUACCAUUGGACAUUGGUGAAAAACUGCAGUCUGUUUUGUUUUAUCCUUCUUUGAACAAUAUCAAAGUGAAUAUCACUGUUACUCCAAAUAUUUAGCCUUGUUCUGUUUGGAGGCACUAGACUUGCAACGUCAGCUGUCUCUGACACCCGCCGGACAGUAAGUCCGUGGGGUGAAGUCGGAGUGGGGUGGGGAGGGGGACUGUCCACUGAGUGCCUCUCUGCUGUGGUCCUCUGGGUGUCAAGCGGCAGCCCCACAGCGCAGCACUUCCUUCUGGGCUCCACUUGACCCUCCCUCAGUCUGGCAACAAAUGCGGCUCGUCCGAGACCGGCCAAUCACAGCUCUCCGCCGCACACGGCAUCUCCAACGGGGGGCCCGCCACCACUCGACCCUGCUGUCCUCCUGCCCUCUCCCCCAUCUCUCAGUUCUUUGACACACAGAUCACUUUAGCUGGAAGAUGUAAUAGUCAUAUUUCUGGAAUUUUUUGCCAGUGUUCUUUUUUUAUUUUUGGGGGGGAAAAGAUCAUUUUGACUUUAUUUUUUUUCAAUGUGUUAUAUUGUUAUUUUUGUCUACAUGCAGUGGUCUACAAAAUACUGGCUGCUGAACUAGCCCUUCACUGUUCAUAUGCAGAAACACUUUGGUCAGAGGUGCCUCUGUAUGUUCAUCCUGUGUAUUGAAUGCAAAACGAGGAUCAAUACUACAGAGCGUUAUUGAUUGUCUAUUUGUUUUGAACUGAUCAUGCUUUUGUGUUUAACAGUAUUCUGUAGUACU